Messenger RNA from Scophthalmus maximus (turbot), 2235 nucleotides. Its product is annotated as sodium- and chloride-dependent GABA transporter 2-like. Gene Ontology annotation, cellular component: membrane. Bases 396 to 2234 code for a protein of 612 amino acids. NCBI's taxonomy places the organism in Eukaryota, Metazoa, Chordata, Actinopteri, Pleuronectiformes, Scophthalmidae. Gene Ontology annotation, biological process: sodium ion transmembrane transport. The record is from RefSeq and is a predicted model, not a curated record. The transcript has 14 exons.
AAAAAUGUAUUUUUUUAAUAAUAUGUAACCUUAGAAAGAAGGGACAGUAAAUAAUGUAUGUACCAGAUUUAUGUCGACUGGAGAUUUGUGUCAUUGGAAAAUAUUUAGUUUUUCUAUAUUUUAAUUACGCAAUUACAUGUCCUGAUGAGACUUUAGAGAUUGUGAAACACAAUAUUUUGUAUUCGACCUCCAGUAGGGGUUGGCCUACCCAAAUGUGCUGCUCUCCCCUGGGGGGGUGGCCCACGUAAGAGGCUCGAGUCAGACUGACUUGGCUGAUUACAACAGCCACUGUCAGAUCAACGCCUGGCUGUUAGACAUUCCUCUGCAGCACACGCUCAGUUACGUGACCGAUCCUGUGGAGGAGCGCAUUUUGGAAACUUUACGGAGAGGGAGCGAUGGCAACGAACGGGGAAACUUGCGCAUACACAGCUGCUGCUGCUGCUGCUCCUCAAGGAUACCCACAGAAACCCAAAGACGCGGGGGGACGGGGACACUGGGGAUCCAAAGCGGAGUUCAUCCUCACCGUGAUGGGCGCCAUCAUCGGACCUGGGAAUAUCUGGAGGUUUCCCUACCUGUGCUACAGAAACGGCGGAGGCGUCUUCUUCAUUCCGUACAUCUUGUUCAUGUUAACAUGCGGAAUCCCGCUUUUCUUCCUUGAGACUGCCAUAGGGCAGUACACCAGCCAAGGGGGGAUCACUUGCUGGAAAAAGAUUUGUCCGCUUUUUCAAGGCAUGGGCUUUGCCAGUCACCUCAUCAUCAUAUUCAGUGCGACCUCUUACAUCAUCAUCAUUGCGUGGGCGUUCUUGUACUUGUUCUUGUCCUUCAGUGAGGAGUUGCCCUGGGCCACGUGCGGACACUACUGGAACACAGACUCAUGCUUGGUCCUCAACCGCUCAAAUCUGAGCCUCGGCGAGGGGACCAGAGUAAACACCACUCUUCCUGUCGUGGAGUUCUGGCACCACCGGGUUUUGAAAAUCUCUAGUGGUAUCGAGGAUGUGGGCAGCUUGAGGUGGGAACUGGUCUUGUGUCUCAUCCUUACCUGGGUCAUCUGCUACUUCUGCGUUUGGAAGGGCAUCAAAUCCACGGGGAAGGCGGCCUACUUCACAGCCACCUUCCCCUUUGUGAUACUGUUUAUUCUGCUGGUGCGUGGUGUCACCCUACCAGGGGCAAUGGAUGGAAUCAUUUACUACCUCUACCCUGAUGUCAGUCGUCUCUCAGAUCCCCAGGUUUGGAUGGACGCUGGUACUCAGAUCCUAUUUUCCUAUGCCAUUGGUUUUGGGUUCUUGACCUCUCUUGGGAGUUACAACACUUACAACAAUAACUGUUACAGGGACUGUUUCUACCUGUGUCUGCUGAACAGUGCCACCAGCAUUGUGGCAGGCUUUGCCAUUUUCUCUGUUUUAGGUUUUAUGACGUAUGAACAAGGAGUGGAUAUAUCUCAGGUGGCAGAAUCUGGCCCGGGGCUGGCCUUCAUUGUCUACCCACGUGCAGUAGCCAUGAUGCCCAUGCCUCAGGUGUGGUCAGUGUGUUUCUUCAGCAUGAUUAUUUUGCUCGGACUGGAUAGUCAGUUUGUCAGUCUGGAGUGUUUGAUGACGUCACUAGUUGAUCUGUUCCCAGCUUACCUGCGCCAGGGCUGUAGACGUGAGCUGCUCCUGCUGGCCUUCUGCUGCACCUGCUGUUUGCUGGGAUUCUCGAUGGUAACGGAGGGAGGGAUUUACCUGCUCCAACUGUUGGAUCACCAUGUCUGCAGCGGCACCACACUCAUCCUCCUCUCUUUUUGUCAGUCUGUCAGCAUCGGAUGGGUCUACGGCGCUGACCAUUUCUACGGCAACAUCGCAGACAUGAUCGGUUAUCGUCCAAACCCAUUAAUGAAAUACUGCUGGUGCUACAUUACUCCCCUCAUCUGUGCGGGCACCUUUAUCUUCUCUAUCGUCAAAUACUCCCCACUGAAGUUCAGUAACACUUACGUUUAUCCACUGUGGGCCAACAUCUUGGGCUGGUUCAUCGCCACCAUCUCCCUCUCCCUCAUCCCGCUGUUUGUGUUCUGUAAAGUAAUACAGGGGAAAGGCACUCUUCGACAGCGUUUCUUGUUGCUCUGCCAGCCUGCGGAUGACCUCCCCUCGAAUCCAAAACGCCCUCCUGCACGGGUAACCAACGGCACUGCCGCUGCCUACACAGAGCUCAAACCUUUAUCCAACACCGGGGAACUCAGUGAGCACAGACAUGUUGUUUAGG